UGCCCCAGUCUCCCCUACGUGGAGUACCGUGAAUGCGCCAAAGCAAAGAGGAAACCAGUUUCCACGGCCUUUCACAGCAAAGUGAGAGAUUUAACGCGCCAAUUUCUUCCCCAUAUUGCGCUCUUUUCUCGCCAUCCAAACCGAAAUCUCUCUCACUCACCUGGACAGGCGACACAGGUGGGAGAUUCAGUGAGGAGUGGACGGUCAUUCAUGCGCGACACAAAAAUCCGUGCAAAGAGGAAAAAAAUGGAAGGAAAAUCCGUGAAAAUUCUCCUUUUCUGUGCAAUUCUUAGCUCUGUGGCUGUGAUUCUGUGCUCAGGGCAGAUGCCCAAUGAGAAGCAACCACAAACUGGUGGUGUCACCUACGGAUCUCCCUUUGAUGAGAUUGUCGUAGAAUCCUCCCUCAAUAUUCGCAAGAAACCCACUCCAGUGCGCCAAACGCGAUCUCUCGCAGAACUUCUCACCCAUUCAGCUGUGUUGCGGCGGAUUCGCCAAGAUGAUGGUAAUUUCGGUGGAGGAUUUGGGAAUUUUGGGCAGGAUUUCGGUUCCUCGAGUGCCAUAGCUAAUGCCAAUGCCCACAAUCAGUACUUCGGCCCGGGUGGUUUUGGUGGAUCUGCUGCGAACGCUGGAGCUCAGGCAUUUGAAUCUCACGGACCUCUGGGAAGUUUUGGCGCAUCAGCAUCCAAUGCUCAAUCUCAGGGCUUCAGUGUAGGCCCCAAUGGUAUCACUGGCUCUGCUGGCCUUUCUGGUGGUCAAACCUACAAUCUUCCCAAUGGGAAAACAUUCAGCUUCACGUAUGGCAAUACCGUCUCCUUCGGCCCAGAUGGAAAGCCCACAAUUUCCCGUUCAAAUUCAGCUUCAUUUUCAUGAUUUGUAAUUAAAAAAGCCACGUGAAUGAAGAAAAAAAAUCAUUUUGCAUUAUCCCAUCCAGUUCAUCGAUCUCCUUGCCACCAAAUCUGCGUAGAAUUUGCAAUUAAAUGGGGUACAUUUCC
Lutzomyia longipalpis is the source of this 992-nucleotide messenger RNA. RefSeq lists its product as uncharacterized. The coding region runs from base 211 to 870 and encodes 219 amino acids. The transcript is spliced from 4 exons. The record is from RefSeq and is a predicted model, not a curated record. NCBI's taxonomy places the organism in Eukaryota, Metazoa, Arthropoda, Insecta, Diptera, Psychodidae.